CAACAUUUGUCACUGGAUCAUCCUUUGCUCAGUCCGUAAGGAUUAGGCUGGGAACCGGAGGGUCGCCAGUUUGAGUUGUGGAGCAUGGACUGGUAGCUGGAGAGGUGCCAGUUAACCUCCUGGGUGCUGCCGAAGGAGACCUUAAGCAAGCUCCUGAACAUGGGUCACAUACUCUAACAGUGUCUCUUUGAUUCCAGCCAUGCUCUCCUUUUCCGCCCCACCCCUUCUCUACCUGAGUCUCCUCCUCUUUCUGUCGUACCACUCCCCUGUUCUCUCCUGUCAGACUGGGAAUGGCAGCCAGUGUGAGUCCGCUCCCUUCGCACCAGGCCACAACCUGGUGGGGGAGGGCUUUGAUGUGGUCACCGUGCGGCGUAAAGGAGCCUACCUGGUUGACGUGAAGACUUUCCUCACCCCAAGUGGCACCUGUACUCUCUGCUCCAACUCUCUUCAAGGCAACCAGCUGCAGAAACUGCCAGUUUCUGUAGUGGAGUGGAAUGUUUAUAGCCAAUGCAAUCCUGACCUGGACAAGAGCUUACACACCUCUGUUAGCUCAUUGAUUGACUCUUACACCUCCCAGGACAGUAAAGACUGGAAGGCUGGCUUAAAUGUAGAUAAGUUUGUGUCAGCCAACCAAGAUGUGGGAGGAACACAAUCUGCUGUGUAUAAAUUUGCGAAAGCAAGAACCAGAGAGGACCGCUUCUUCUUCAGCACUCACAGGGUCACCUGCCGCCAUUACCGUCACCGUUUAUCAAGCAAUCCGCACCUCAGCUCUGAGUUCAGAGAGGAUUUGGCCAGACUGCCAAGUUACUACAGCUCCUCCACCAGGGAUGAGUACAUGGACCUCAUACAAACCUAUGGCACACACUACAUCCUUGAGGUUCACCUUGGGGGGAAAAUCUGGCGAGUUACAGCUACACGUACCUGUUUGUCCUCACUGAAUGGGCUCUCCAAAUCUCAGGUCCACUCCUGCUUAUCACAGGGUGUUUCUGUAGGCCUGGGGAUGUCGACAUCUGGUAACCAAUGGCAUUGCAACAACGUCCUACAGAACAAGGACAGCAUCGCCUCAUACAGCUCUGGUCUUCACCAACAUUACACAGAGGUGGUAGGAGGCAAUGGUUGGUCAGGGGAGUUUUCACUCACAGAUAAUGACUAUGGCUACAGGAAUUGGCUAAACUCCCUUAAGGACCACCCAAAUAUUGUUUCAUACCACCUUAGGCCAAUAUAUGAGCUGAUUCCAAAUAAGACACAGAAGGCAGGGAUGAAAGCUGCCAUCGAGCAUUACUUAGAAGACAAUGCUGUGAGUAAGUCACCCAGUGAACCUUCUUGUGGCAGCACUUCAUACCUGGCUUCCAACUGCUGUCCUAAAGACAUCUGGAGAGGAACACUGGAGGUGACCAUCGUCCGAGCCUGGAAACUGUAUGGAGAUUAUCCUGCCACUAGCCCUACUGACAGUUAUGCUAAGAUGAAGUAUGGUUCCUUCCAACACACGACUGAAGUAAUCGAAUCAGACAAUCCCAGUUGGAAUGCUCAUUUUAAUUUGGGCAAGGUGACCACAUACUGGUUUUUGGAUAUUGAGGUCUGGGACCAGGACUGGCAAUAUGAUGAUCUUCUGGGAUCAUGUAGAAUAAUGGUGUGGCAGGGGACACACACAAUCACCUGUGCUGCCGAUACAGGUGGCUUUGAAGUCAAGUACACUCUGACCUGCGACCCUUAUCUGACUGGAGGGAAGUGUACCGAAUACAAACCAGGUCCAUAAUGAGAAAUGCAUUUUGGGGCAACACUAUUCAAAAAUGCUGCUUGCUUUACUAUAAAAUCCAAAUGAAAUCACAA
This is a messenger RNA of Micropterus dolomieu (smallmouth bass), 1830 nucleotides long. Its product is annotated as perforin-1-like. The transcript has 11 exons. The record is from RefSeq and is a predicted model, not a curated record. The coding region runs from base 200 to 1756 and encodes 518 amino acids. NCBI's taxonomy places the organism in Eukaryota, Metazoa, Chordata, Actinopteri, Centrarchiformes, Centrarchidae.